UUUCUUUUUUCUUUUCUUUUCUUUCUUUCUUGUUGCUUGUUGCUGUUGUUUCAUAUUCUUACAUCUUCUUCAUUCUUUUUUAAUAUACAUUCAAUUACAACAUGAGAGAAAUCAUUCACUUGCAAGCAGGUCAAUGUGGUAAUCAGAUUGGACAACAAUUCUGGGAAACCAUCUCACAAGAACAUGGUAUUGAUACCAACGGUAACUACAUUGGUGACAACGAUCUCCAAUUAGAACGCAUCAAUGUAUUUUAUAAUGAAGGCUCUGAAGGCAAAUAUGUGCCAAGAGCUGUAUUAGUCGAUCUUGAACCUGCCACUAUGGAUGGUAUUCGUAAUAGUGCUUAUGGUAAAAUCUAUAGACCUGAUAACUUUGUCAAUGCCCAAUCUGGUGCUGGUAACUCUUGGGCAAAGGGUUACUACACUGAAGGUGCCGAAUUAGUAGAAUCCAUCAUGGAUGUUGUCCGUAAAGAAGCUGAAAACACCGACUGCCUUCAAGGUUUCCAACUUGCUCACUCUCUUGGUGGUGGCACCGGUUCUGGUCUCGGUUCCCUUUUACUUUCCAAGAUUCGUGAAGAAUAUCCUGACCGUAUCUUGAGUACUUACUCUGUCGUACCUUCACCCAAGGUAUCCGAUACCGUCGUUGAACCUUAUAAUGCUGUUCUUUCAGUUCAUCAACUUGUCGAAAACUGUGAUGCCACUUACUGUAUCGAUAACGAAGCUCUUUAUGACAUCUGUUUCAGAACACUCAAACUCACCAACCCCGAUUACCCUGACUUGAAUCAACUUGUCUCUGCUGUCAUGUCUGGUGUCUCCACCAGUUUGCGUUUCCCCGGUCAAUUGAAUUCUGACUUGCGUAAGCUCUGUGUGAACAUGGUCCCCUUCCCUCGUCUUCACUUCUUCAUGGUCGGUUUUGCUCCCUUGACCGCUUUUGGUUCUCAGCAAUACCGUAACUUGAGCGUACCCGAAUUAACCGCUCAGAUGUUUGAUGCCCGUAACAUGAUGGCUGCCUCUGAUCCUCGUCAUGGUCGUUACUUGACUGCCGGCACCAUCUUCCGUGGUCGUUUAUCUACCAAGGAAGUCGAAAACCAAAUGUUGGCUGUUCAACAAAAGAACUCUUCUUACUUUGUUGAAUGGAUUCCCAACAGUGUCAAGACCUCUCUCUGUGAUAUUCCUCCUGUUGGUCUCAAGAUGUCUGGUACUUUCAUUGGUAACAGCACUGCCAUUCAAGAAUUAUUCAAGCGUGUGAACGAACAGUUCACGGCAAUGUUUAGAAGAAAGGCUUUCUUGCAUUGGUACACUGGAGAAGGUAUGGAUGAAAUGGAAUUCACAGAAGCAGAGUCCAACAUGAACGACUUGGUCUCUGAAUACCAACAAUACCAAGAAGCAACCAUCGAAGAAGAAUACGAUGAAGAAUACGCCGAUGAACAAAUGGAGGAUGAUGAAGAACACAUGGAAGAAUAA
Rhizopus microsporus ATCC 52813 is the source of this 1460-nucleotide messenger RNA. RefSeq names its product tubulin-domain-containing protein. Lineage: Eukaryota; Fungi; Mucoromycota; Mucoromycetes; Mucorales; Rhizopodaceae. The coding region runs from base 102 to 1460 and encodes 452 amino acids. Gene Ontology annotation, molecular function: GTP binding; structural constituent of cytoskeleton; GTPase activity. Gene Ontology annotation, biological process: microtubule cytoskeleton organization; mitotic cell cycle. The record is from RefSeq and is a predicted model, not a curated record. Gene Ontology annotation, cellular component: cytoplasm; microtubule. The transcript is spliced from 5 exons.